CUGAGAGCGCCCAUAGUCGCGAAGGCAAGAGGGCUAAUGCACGCCCUAAAGGCAGUUCCUUGUAAACAUGGACAUAGCAUACAUAUGCGAGUGGGACCGUCGGCCACGCACCAGUCACUGCCCUUCAAUCCCAUUAGUCUGUGCCUGGUCUUGCCGCAAUCUAAUUGCAUUCACCACUGAUCAGCGGAAUGAAGAGGAGAAAGGUGCCCAUCUUGCAUAUCCUUACACAGAUCUUACCCACAUGAUUCAUAUCCUGGACACAGAGCAUCCCUGGGAUGUGUAUUCCAUUAGCUCAGGACACCAGGAGGUCAUCACAAGCUUAGAGUGGGAUCAUUAUGGAUCCCGUCUUCUUUCAGCUGAUGCAGAUGGGUGUAUCAAGUGCUGGGGGAUGACUGACCACUUAGCCAACAGCUGGGAAAGUCUAGUUGGAAGUGAGGUUGAUGGGGAUCCUAUAGUGGCUUUGUCAUGGCUGCACAAUGGAGUAAAGUUAGCUUUACAUGUUGAAAAGUCAGGGGUUUCCAGUUUUGGAGAGAAAUUCUCCCGUGUGAAAUUCUCCCCAUCAUUAACUCUGUUUGGUGGGAAACCAAUGGAGGGUUGGAUCGCAGUGACUAUUAGUGGCCUGGUUACUGUUUCUCUGCUGAAGCCAAAUGGGCAAGUACUGACAGCCACGGAAAGCUUGUGUCGGCUGCGUUGUCGUGUGGCUUUGGCAGACAUUGCAUUCACAGGCGGGGGGAACAUUGUGGUGGCUACAUGCGAUGGGAGCAGUACUUCCCCUGUGCAAUUCUACAAGGUUUGUGUGUCAGUGGUUAGUGAGAAGUGCAAGAUUGAUACUGAGAUACUUCCUUCACUUUUUAUGCGGUGUACAACGGACCCUGCACGCAAAGACAAGUUCCCUGCUGUGACGCACCUCAAAUUCCUUGCCCGAGACAUGUCUGAACAGGUUCUUCUGUGUGCCUCCAACCAGUGGUCCAGUGUGGUUGAGUGUUGGUCCUUGCGCAAGGAGGGACUUCCUCUAAAUAACAUCUUUCAGCAGCUUUCACCAGGAGUAAGUGAUAAACAGCCCAUGAUACUGAAAUGGCGUAUACUGUCGGCUACCAAUGAGCUGGAGCGCGUGUCUGCUGUUGCUCUUCCCAAAUUACCCAUCUCCCUUACUAGUACAGAUAUCAAGGUGGCAAAUGAGACAAAGUUCUUCCCUGGCUUGGGUUUGGCACUUGCAUUUCAUGAUGGUAAUGUGCACAUCAUACACAGACUUUCACUGCAAACAAUGGCUGUGUUAUGUGGCUCCUCCAUGCGGCCUCUGGAAGAGCCCAGCCUGAAACGUCAACGCUCACCAACCCCUUGCGUUCACUUUAAGGCAUUGCAAAUGUCCUGGACCUCACUGGCAUUAGUUGGCUUGGACACCCAGGGCAAGCUCAGCAUGCUGCGGGUUUCGCCAUCUAUGGGUCAUGCUCUAGACAUGAGCACAUCUCUUCGUCACUUGCUUUUUCUGUUAGAGUAUUGCAUGGUGACCGGCUAUGACUGGUGGGAUAUUUUACUCCAUGUUCAGCCGGGUAUGGUGCACAACCUAGUAGAGAAACUGCAUGAGGAGUACACCAGACAAAAUGCUGCUCUGCAGCAGGUUCUUUCCACUCGAAUCCUUGCCAUGAAGGCGUCCCUCUGUAAGCUUUCUCCUAACACGGUGACCAGGGUGUGUGAUUACCAUGCAAAGCUCUUCCUCAUUGCCAUCAGUUGCACCCUAAAAUCCCUUCUGCGCCCCCACUUUCUUAACACUCCUGACAAAAGCCCUGGGGACCGCCUGACUGAGAUAUGCAAUAAAGUUACUGACACAGAUAUAGAUAAGGUGAUGAUUAACUUGAAGACAGAGGAGUUUGUUCUGGAUAUGCCAACCUUGCAAUCACUACAGCAGCUCAUUCAGUGGAUAGGUGACUUUGUGCUCUACUUGCUGGCCAGUCUGCCCAAUCAGGGAUCCUCAGUACGGCCUGGUCAGAGUUUCCUGCGCGAUGGGGCUUCUCUAGGCACUUUAAGGGAGAUGAUGGUGAUGAUUCGAAUAUGGGGUCUUCUGAAACCCAGCUGUCUUCCUGUGUACACGGCCACCUCGGAUACCCAGGACAGCAUGUCCCUUCUCUUUCGCUUAAUCACCCGGCUCUGGCUAUGUUGUCGGGAUGAGACCCACCCAUGUGAGCCGGAUGAGUCCUUAAUAGAUGAAUGCUGUCUGCUCCCCAGCCAGCUCCUUAUUCCCACCAUUGAUUGGCUGCCCCUUGGAAAUGGACUAAUUAGCCGGUUGCAGAGCAAGCUCCCCCUGCGCCUUCAGUUUGGAAAAACCCCUGGGGCACCGAGCCAUGCCCCUAUGCAGUAUGAAGCCUACACACGGUUACCUGUGCAGCCAAAAAUAGACCAUCUUAGAAGACUCCAUCUGGGCACCUUCCCCACAGAGCCUUGUAAAUCCUGCACCAGGUGUGGUUGUGUUACAAUGCUGAAGUCCCCAAACAAGGCCACAGCUGUGAAACAGUGGGAACAACGGUGGAUUAAGACCUGUCUUUGUGGGGGACUGUGGAGAAAAAUGCCUUUCACCUUCUCAUAACCACCUUAUUCCUUCCCCAACCCAUUGAAAAUAGGGCCUUGAAGAACAUUUGGGAAUGAUAAAUGAUGACUGUCUCAACUUGUAUAUAUUUCAUUUUGCUGGGAUGCUCCAUACUCAUAUUUCACCAUCUGUAAAUACUUUGCAUUAUGUAUAUAUGUAUCUUUAAGUAUGGUAAAUAAACCUGAUUUUGUAAUUUUUAAA
Molecule: messenger RNA, 2782 nt
Organism: Bombina bombina (fire-bellied toad)
Lineage: Eukaryota; Metazoa; Chordata; Amphibia; Anura; Bombinatoridae
Gene: MED16
Product: mediator complex subunit 16
Exons: 15
Coding region: 68-2581 (837 amino acids)
Biological process (GO): positive regulation of DNA-templated transcription
Cellular component (GO): mediator complex
Molecular function (GO): protein binding
Source: RefSeq, a predicted model, not a curated record